Molecule: messenger RNA, 353 nt
Organism: Ochotona curzoniae (black-lipped pika)
Lineage: Eukaryota; Metazoa; Chordata; Mammalia; Lagomorpha; Ochotonidae
Product: small ubiquitin-related modifier 2-like
Exons: 1
Coding region: 54-329 (91 amino acids)
Biological process (GO): protein sumoylation
Cellular component (GO): nucleus
Molecular function (GO): ubiquitin-like protein ligase binding; protein tag activity
Source: RefSeq, a predicted model, not a curated record
GUGCUUGUUCAGUAUGGACCUGGUACCUCUUUUGUGAAGCGGCAGCUGAGGCCAUGGCCGAGGAAGAAACCAAGACCAAGAACAAUGAUCAUGUUAAUUUGAAGAUGGCGGGACAGGAUGGUUCUGUCAUGCAAUUUAAAAUUAAAAAGCAUACAUCACUCAGUGAAUUAAUGAAAGCCUAUUAUGAACGACAGGGUUUGUCAAUGAGACAAAUCAGAUUCCGAUGUGACAGACAGCCAAUCAAUGAAUCAGACACACCCGCACAGUGGGAAAUGGAGGAUGAAGACACAGUUGAGGUGUCCCAACAGCAGACAGGAGGUAUCUAUUAAAGGGAACCUGCUACGUUCCUCCAG